GGUGCCAACGUGCGCGGACGCCGCCGCCGCCGCCGCCGCCGCCGCCGCCGCCGCUGGAGUCCGCCGGGCAGAGCCGGCCGCGGAGCCCCGACCAGGCGGAGGGAAGUGCCCCUAGGACCGGCUCGACCAGCAGCGCUGCACAGAGCGGCAGGACCAGGAGCAGCAGGAGGAGGAGGAGGGGAGAGCAGCUCGUCCACGCGCCCUGCACCGCCGCCGGCCCGGGAAAGCAGCGAGGAGCCGGCGCCCCUCGCGCCCGCGGUCGCCCUGGAGUAAUUUCGGAUGCCCCGCCGCGGCCGCCUUCCCGAAUAGACCCGGGAGAGGAGUUGCGGCCAACUUGUGUGCCUUUUUUCCGCCCGGUGGGAGCCGGCGCUGAGCGAAGGGCUCUCCCGGCGACUCAUGCUGCCGGCCCUGCGCCUGCCCAGCCUCGGGUGAGCGGCCGCCGGAGAGACGGGGGAGCGCGGCGGCGCCGCGGGCUCGGCGUGCUCUCCUCCGGGGACGCGGGACGAAGCAGCAGCCCCGGGCGCGCGCCGGAGGCAUGGAGCGCUGCCCCAGCCUAGGGGUCACCCUCUACGCCCUGGUGGUGGUCCUGGGGCUGCGGGCGGCACCGGCCGGCGGCCAGCACUAUCUCCACAUCCGCCCGGCUCCCAGCGACAACCUGCCCCUGGUGGACCUCAUCGAACACCCGGACCCUAUCUUUGACCCCAAGGAGAAGGAUCUGAACGAGACGCUCCUGCGCUCGCUACUCGGGGGCCACUACGACCCGGGCUUCAUGGCCACCUCGCCCCCCGAGGACCGGCCCGGCGGAGGCGGGGGGGCGGCCGGGGGCGCAGAGGACCUGGCGGAGCUGGACCAGCUGCUGCGGCAGCGGCCGUCGGGGGCCAUGCCGAGCGAGAUCAAAGGGCUGGAGUUCUCCGAGGGCUUGGCCCCGGGCAAGAAGCAGCGCCUGAGCAAGAAGCUGCGGAGGAAGUUACAGAUGUGGCUGUGGUCGCAGACCUUCUGCCCAGUGCUGUACGCGUGGAACGACCUGGGCAGCCGCUUUUGGCCGCGCUACGUGAAGGUGGGCAGCUGCUUCAGUAAGCGCUCGUGCUCCGUGCCCGAGGGCAUGGUGUGCAAGCCCUCCAAGUCUGUGCACCUCACGGUGCUGCGGUGGCGCUGUCAACGGCGCGGGGGCCAGCGCUGCGGCUGGAUUCCCAUCCAGUACCCCAUCAUUUCCGAGUGCAAGUGCUCAUGCUAGAACUCGGGGCCCCCUGCCCGCACCCGAACACUUGAUCAACCCCCACUGAUGCCCCCCGCACCGUCUCCAAACAGUUCCACCACCCUCUCGCGAGGGGAUUCAAUGAACUUUUUUUUUUUCUGGCUACAGAGACCUAGCUUUCUGGUUCAUGUAAUGCACUGUUUAACUGUGUAGGAAUGUAUAUGUGUGUGUAUAUACGGUCCCAGUUUUAAUUUACUUAUUAAAAGGUCAGUAUUAUACGUUAAAA
Messenger RNA from Rhinolophus ferrumequinum (greater horseshoe bat), 1481 nucleotides. RefSeq names its product noggin (gene NOG). The record is from RefSeq and is a predicted model, not a curated record. Lineage: Eukaryota; Metazoa; Chordata; Mammalia; Chiroptera; Rhinolophidae. Gene Ontology annotation, biological process: negative regulation of cell differentiation; osteoblast differentiation; negative regulation of BMP signaling pathway. The transcript has a single exon. The coding region runs from base 536 to 1234 and encodes 232 amino acids.